AUGGUUCAGACUACAGUCGAGUACUAUCAAAAGAUGAACACCAAUGCUAUCUUCUUCACCUUUGCCUUCAUAUUCACAACAUGCGACUGUUGGUUGAAUAGUUAUGAUGGAAAACUGGAGUAUAUUUGUCCAAAUAAUCAGUCUGUAUCUGGGAUCCGUAGUCAGCAUGACAACCGUCACGAAGACAGAAUUUUUGACAUUAUUUGUAGGGUAUCUACCGGAAUUGGGUCAAGAUGUCAAUGGAGUGGCUAUGUAAAUGGUUUUGAUGAAUUCUUUGCCUUUCAAUGUAAAUACCAUGGAUAUAUACAUGGAAUGAGAAGUAUCCAUGAUAACGGAAGUGAAGAUAGACGGUGGGAUUUCUACUGCUGUGACCAUGACGGUUUUGAUGUGACAGAAUGCUACAUGACAUCUCAUACCAAUUGGGAUGCUUAUUUCUCUGUUGAUGUUCCACUUAAUUAUGUGAUGAGGGGCGUAACAAGCACCCAUGAUAACAGACAUGAAGACCGAGAAUACAGUUUUGAACUCUGUAAACUGCGAGAAGUUUGACGAGAAUCCGAUUAAAAUUAGAAUGUAUUUGAUUGAGGAAGAAUCAGAGAUCCACAUACGAAUAAAGGAUCUACGUUUUUCAAACUUGUGAUUUCAAAUCUAAGCGAUUUUACCAAUAAAACGAAUAUAAAGUAAAAUCACAAAA
This is a messenger RNA of Mytilus californianus (California mussel), 691 nucleotides long. RefSeq names its product hemagglutinin/amebocyte aggregation factor-like. The coding region runs from base 1 to 546 and encodes 181 amino acids. The record is from RefSeq and is a predicted model, not a curated record. The transcript is spliced from 5 exons. NCBI's taxonomy places the organism in Eukaryota, Metazoa, Mollusca, Bivalvia, Mytilida, Mytilidae.